Molecule: messenger RNA, 2423 nt
Organism: Seriola dumerili (greater amberjack)
Lineage: Eukaryota; Metazoa; Chordata; Actinopteri; Carangiformes; Carangidae
Gene: mfrp
Product: membrane frizzled-related protein
Exons: 11
Coding region: 52-1647 (531 amino acids)
Molecular function (GO): protein binding
Source: RefSeq, a predicted model, not a curated record
UGUGUGCUCUGUCAUUAAGGCCUAGGCUGGGGUCUGUUUGGGGUGUGUGUAAUGCGUCUGCGGGCGCCAGGUUGUGGCUGGGGGAUGGUGGCUGUUUCUGCUGCUGCUCUGCUCCUGUUAGCGGCCCUUGGACUUGCGCUGGCCCUCAUCCUCACACAGAUAAAAGACCAGGCAGUGGAGGAUCAGGUGUUGUCCACCGGCCCUCCAGACAUAUUGAAUGCAGGAGAUGGAGAGUCGCAUAUUUUACCCACAAUCCCUUCCAACAGAAGUCAGCGGGACAGUACAGCCGCACCACAGCCCACGAGGGUCCCCUUGUUUGAAACACGUUGUGGAGGUGUAUUGACAGACUCAGAAGGCAGUUUCAGUUCUCCAAACCACCCCGGCUCCUACCCCCCCAACUCCCUGUGUGUGUGGGUGAUCAGAGUCCCACCCCCCUCCUUGGUUCAGAUCCAUGUUUCCUAUUUGACUGUGGAGGGACCGUCUCCUUGCCUGUUUGACUGGCUGGAGGUGCAGGAGCAGACGGAGCAGAGCUCUGUGGUCACCAGGUUCUGUGGUAACGUAGCACCACCAACAGUCAACACAAACAGCAGCACAGUGUGGGUCACCUUUCGCUCUGAUGGCAGCAUUGCAGGCACCGGUUUCACAGCUCAGUACAGGGCCAUACUGCCCGGACACAAGAGCUGCUCCAGAGAAGAGUUCAUGUGUGACAGUGGUCGCUGUCUGCUGCCUGUGUCUGUGUGCGACGGUCAUCCAAACUGCCACGACCAAACAGAUGAGGCAAACUGCAGCCAUAAACACAAGGAAUGUGGUGGGCAGAAGACUGGUCCUUAUGGUUACCUGUCAAGUCCAAACCACCCAAAGCCUUAUCCUCACCAGCAGUUGUGUAUAUGGUAUCUAUCUGUUGAGGAGGGACACGUCAUCACACUGAGCUUCACGAACUUCAGCCUGGAGACUCAGGACGUGUGUGAGUUUGACUACGUGGAGGUGCACGACAGUGUCGACACCGGAGCUGGAAGAGUCCUGGGAAGGUUUUGUGGUACAACCUUCCCACCAGACCUGACCUCCUCUGGCCCCCACAUGACUGUGGUGUUUGUGGCUGAUGAGGGAGUGGCCGACAGCGGCUUCAAUGCAACAUAUCAGGCUGUGUCUGUACUGGACCGGACAUGUGGUCCCAGGCAGUUUGCCUGCAGUACAGGGGAGUGUCUUCAGCCGCAGUGGUUGUGUGAUGGAUGGAACGACUGCCCUGACGGAGCAGAUGAACAGGGCUGUGGCAACUCCACCUACCCUCCCUUCACUUCAUCAUGUGAGUUUAUAGAGGUAGAGAUGUGCCAGGGCCUCAGCUACAACCUCACCUCAUUCCCAAACAUCUGGCUGUCCAUUGCUGAUCAGAGAGAAGCUGCCACACUUCUGCGACAGUACCGGGUGCUGAUGGAGCUGGCCUGCUUCAAACCCCUGCAGAGGCUGGUGUGUGGGAUGUUCCUGCCCCAGUGCAGCCCUCAGGGUGGCGUCCUACAGCCCUGCCGCUCAGUUUGCUCUUCAGCUGAGCAGCAAUGCAGCCAAGCCCUGGAUCUCCUCUCCUUCAGCUGGCCCUUCAACUGCCACCUCCUGCCCGACUCACAGGACCCCAUGGAGUGCUCGCUGCCUUGAUGCUUCAAGAGUUUGAAGUUACAGUUGUGCUGUUAGUAAGAGAGAUGAGAGAUCAUCUCCUGAAAACAUUUCACACCAGAUUUGCGGCAACAUGUCAGGACAAAAAGUUUGCGUUUUACAGAACUGGAGAUCUUUUUUUCUGGACAUUAUUCAAUUGCUGUGUUGUAGAAAGCAGCAUGACCCUCACUUAACACUCCUGCCCAUAAAACUCAUAUGAUACAUACAGAAAAUUGUGGCACAGUAGCCAUUUUAAAAGAAAAGCUUUUAAGUACUCAAAUGAAAAGUUUUUUAAGUUUUUGUGUGAUUGACUAAACCAAAUGGAAGUUUUCAGCCUCCAAUAGAAAAUCAAAUCAUACUGGUAUAAAUUGUCUUUUUGCACUAUUUAUUGUUUUGAUGUCAUGUAAAUCAUGUAAAAACAUAUCUAAGAAGAGAGAAUGAACAAUACACACAGAAUACCUUUGAAACAACUUCUAAUGCAUUGUCCUUGAACACAACACAUUACAUAAUGUGCCUGUAUUUUUUCAGUGUUUAUAACAGUCCAUAUUUGACAUAGUGUGAGAUAAAAUGGGAAACAGUCAUGGGUUGAGUCUAACUGGAAAUCAUGAAGUUUUUUUUUUACAGUUUUGCUUGACUGAGUAAGCAUGAUAAAAUAUAACAGAUGCUCACCUCCUCAUGUGACAAAGGUUAUCUCAGUUAAAAUCCACUUAACUGGUAACUCUUGAAUAAAAAAAGAGUAUUUAUAAGCAUUGGAAAAUCAAGUCCAUUACAUAUAUAUA